Coregonus sp. 'balchen' is the source of this 11367-nucleotide messenger RNA. NCBI's taxonomy places the organism in Eukaryota, Metazoa, Chordata, Actinopteri, Salmoniformes, Salmonidae. The record is from the annotation of a GenBank genome assembly.
CUGAUUCACACUGAAGAAGUUCCUCUGCAAAUUCCACUGACCACAGCUCAGCUCGGAGAGUCUGUAUCUCUUCCAUGUCUCUUCUCAGAGACAAUUGAUUAUUUCCAAUGGCUGUACUGGUACAAGCAAGCUGCUGGUCAAACGCCCCAAGUUGUGGCAACUGUGGAAAAGAAAAAAUCUGUAGAUUUUGUUCUUAAUGGAGAGUUUAACAACAUCCGUUUCACAAUGGAGAAAGUAAAAGAUGGAUAUCUUCUCAUCAUCAACAAUAUCAGCAGAUCAGAUGAGGCAGCAUACUUCUGUGGAAUAGGAACAGUGUAUGAGAUGAAUUUUAGAAAUGGAACAUUUUUGUCUGUAAAGGGUAAUUUUAUUUCAGUAAUAUGAUUUAUCUCAAUGUUUAUCAAAACAUUUUUCUUUGUUAAGUUAUGCAUAGUUAUAGAUGCUGAGUGUGCUGCAUACAUAUGUUUCUAGAGAGCCAAACUGCAAUAAUUGUGUAUUCACGUGACACUGACAUUUCCUUCCAUAAAAACAACAUAAAUUAGGUGUCAGUCAGAAGAGGUCACACUACCAGACUGUAGAGCAACAGACAGUUUCUGAUCCAGUCCAUCCAGGAGACUCUGUGACCCUACAGUGCACAGUACUCUCUGAGACCUGUACAGGAGAACACGGUGUGUACUGGUUCAGAGCCGGAUCAGGGGAAUCCCAUCCAGGAGUCAUUUACACCCCUGGGAACAGGAGUGAUGAGUGUGAGAAGAGCCCUGAGACUCCCUCUCCUACACAGAGCUGUGUCUACAACCUCUCCAAGAACAACCUCAGUCUCUCUGAUGCUGGGACUUACUACUGUGCUGUGGCCACAUGUGGGGAGAUCCUGUUUGGCGACGGAACAAAACUUAACAUCAUUAAAGGUACAGCUUCUUGUUAAAUUGAUAAAGCACCUUACACUUGAAAAUCUUUAUUCAAACAUUCAAGCAUAUUUUAUAGAUACCAUUAUUUAGUUUAAAUGGUUCAAAGCUAAAAUAAUUGUAUUAUCAACUAUGCAUGCUUACCAUAAAACAUAAAAAGCAUGUUGAAUUUAUUUUCGUACCAGGAAACACAGUGGAUCCCAUUGUCCUCAGCUUGGGAGCAGCAGUGGCUUUUUGUGUGAUUCUAAUUUUUAUUCUCGCUUGUACCAAAAACAAGAGGCAAACAUGUGAUCAUUGUAAAGGUAAGUCAUUUUAGAGAUACAUAUCUAUUGGUUUGUGUCAGCAAUGACAAUUUAAAAGUAAAAUCUCACCUCAUGUUCUGUAUAUUCUGUCUCCAUUUUCAUUCUUGGAUUUCUAUCUGUUGAUACAGCAAGUGUCUCUCAGCAUAUUCACCAUGAUGAUAACCUCUCACCAGAGCAGUCAAGUGGUCAGGUAUGUAACAUCUAUACUAUCCAAUGUGUGAAAACAAGAGGUACAUUCCCUGUUACACAGGAGUGUGUAUAUUUAUGGAUACAUCACUAAGUACAGCAGUAACCCAUGAGAUGUUGCGGCAGUGUUGUGUGUCAUAAAGAAAACCUGUAUUUAAAUAUAUUACUAAUUAGAACCUGCAGCCAUAGUUUUAUUUCAAUGUAUAGGUACAUUUUAGAUAUGGGGCUUUAAGAUGUUAAGUUACCCUCAUAUUCACUAGCUUAUUUAUUGUCCAAAAAUCUGUAGUGUAACUUAAAAUGUUAUAAUGAACAUGCUCACAACAUCAGUAUUGGACAUUAAAAAGUAAAUGCUUUAGAAAUGUUUUAGUUUUAUUAAAAAUGUGUUCUUGCAUAGUCAUUGCCUGUAAUUAACUAGUAGGAAGACAUAUUUUAUAUAUAUAUAUAUUUUUUUAACCUUUAUUUAACUAGGCAAGUCAGUUAAGAACAAAUUCUUAUUUACAAUAACGGCCUACACCGGCCAAACAUAUGACACUAAGAUUGUGAUUGCGAUAUCCUCAAAUGUCAGGGAAAAUGACUUUAAAAGCUGCAUUGUUGGCGGUCCAGUGCCCUGUGCUAAGAAUUGAAUCAUAGCUUCAGCAAGCACAUUCCCAUGACCAUAAUACUGUUAAUGUUAUUAUUUUGACUUUUCUGUUAUUGUGCACAAUGGAGAUAUUAUUUUCUGUACUCUAUUACUUAGGUGCCAAUCACAGAUAUGUUGAAUUAUGCUGCAUUGAAUUUCUCUGAGAGGAAAACUAAAAGAGGAAGAAAGAAGAGAGAGACACCACAGGAGAGUGUGUACUCUGAUGUCAGGUACUCAGACUGGGAGUGAACUUUGUUUCAGAUACAGCAUGGACGAAAUUAUCUCAGUCAAGCAUCUCUAUUUAGACAAAAUGUAAACAUUUUGGUAAAAAACAUCUCAGGACAUUGCUUUCGUAUCAACUUUUACAGUUUUACAACACAAUAUCCGAAUACUAUACAAUAGACAAUGGAAUUCCAUCCAUGUUUCUGCUCAAAAUGUCUUCUGGAGUGGUCCUCCUACUCUGAGCUAGCUGAUGUCAACUAGUAGCAGGAGGGAAUUUAGCUUUAUAUGUCCAUGUACACCACAUGACCAAAAGUAUGUGGACACCUCCUCAUCGAACAUCUCAUUUCUAAAUCAUGGGCAUUAAUAUGGAGUUGGUGCAUUCCGAAAGUAUUCAGACCGCUUUACUUUUUCCAAAUGUUGUUACGUUACAGCCUUAUUCUGAAAUGGAUUAAAUUGUUUCCCCCCCUCAUCAAUCUACACACAAUACGCCAUAAUGACAAAGCAAAAACAGGUUUGUAGAAGCUUUAGCAAAAAACGAAUAAAAAAAUCUUAGUAUUCAGACCCUUUACUCAGUACUUUGAUGAAGCACCUUUGGCAGCGAUUGCAGCCUUGAGUCUUCUUGGGUAUGACGCUACACGCUUGGUACACGUGUAUUUGGGGAGUUUCUCCCAUUCUUCUCUGCAGAUUCUCUCAAGCUCUGUCAGGUUGGACAUUCAGAGACUUGUCCCGAAGCCACUCCUGCGUUGUCUUGGCUGUGUGCUAAAGGUUGUUGUCCUGUUGGAAGGUGAACCUUCGCCCCAGUCUGAGGUCCUUAGCGCUCUGGAGAAGGUUUUCAUCAAGGAUCUCUUUGUACUUCAUCUUUCUCAUCUUUCCCUCGAUCCUGACUAGUAUCCAAGUCCCUGCCACUGAAAAACAUCCCCACAGCAUGAUGCUGCCACCACCAUGCUUCACCGUAGGUAUGAUGCCAGGUUUCCUCCAGACGUGAUGCUUGGCAUUCAGGCCAAAGAGUUCAAUCUUGUUAUCAUCAGACCAGAGAAUCUUGUUUCUCAUUGUCUGAGAGUCUUUAGGUGCCUUUUGGCAAACUCCAAGCGGGCUGUCAUGUGCCUUUUACUGAGGAGUGACUUCCGUCUGGCCACUCUACCAUAAAGGCCUGAUUGGUGGAGUGCUGCAGAGAUGGUUGUCCUUCUGGAAGGUUCUCCCAUCUCCACAGAAGAACUCUGGAGCUCUGUCAGAGUAAACAUUGGUGUAUUAGUCACCUCCUUGACCAAGGCCCUUGUCCCCUGAUUGCUCAGUUUGGCCAGGCGGCCAGCUCUAGGAAGAGUCUGGGUGGUUCCAAACUUCUUCCAUUUAAGAAUGGCCACUGUGUUCUUGGGGACCUUAAAUGCUGCAGAAAUGUUUUGGUACCCUUCCCCAGAUCUGUGCGUCGACACAAUCCUGUCUCGGAGCUCUACGGACAAUUCCUUCGACCUCAUGGCUUGCUUUUUGAUCUGACAUGCGCUGUCAACUGUGGGACUUUAUAUAGACAAGUGUGUGACUUUUCAAAUCAAGUCAAAUCAAUUGAAUUACCACAGGUGGACGCCAAUCAAGAUGUAGAAACAUCUCAAGGAUGAUCAAUGGAAACAGGAUACACCUGAGCUCAAUUUCGAGUCUCAUAGCAAAGGGUAUGAAUACUUAGUUAUUUCAGUUUUUUAUUCAUAAUAAAAUAGCAAACAUUUCUAAAAACCUGUUUUUGCUUUGUCAUUACAGUGCCUUGCAAAAGUAUUCAUCCCUCUUGGCGUUUUUCCUAUUUUGUUGCAUUACAACGUGUAAUUUAAAUUGAUUUUUAUUUGGAUUUCAUGUAAUGGCCUUAAACAAAAUAGUCCAAAUUGGUGAAGUGAAAUGAAAAAAAUUACUUGUUUCAGAAAAUGCAAAAAAAUAAUAAUAAUGGAAAAGUGGUGCGUGCAUAUGUUUUCACCCCCUUUGCUAUGAAGCCCCUAAAUAAGAUAUGGCACAACCAAUUACCUUCAGAAGUCAAAUAAUUAGUUUUAAAAAGUCCACCUGUGUGCAAUCUAAGUGUCACAUGAUCUCAAUAUACAUACACCUGUUCUGAAAGGCCCCAGAGUCUGCAACACCACUAAGCAAGGGGCACCACCAAGCAAGCGGCACCAUGAAGACCAAGGAGCUCUCCAAACAGGUCAGGGACAAAGUUGUGGAGAAGUACAGAUCAGGGUUGGGGUAAAACAACAUAUUUUGCAUCUUCAAAGUGGUAGGCAUGUUGUGUAAAUCAAAUGAUAUAAACCCCCCAAAAAACAAUUUUAAUUCCAGGUUGUAAGGCAAGAAAAUAGGAAAAAUGCCAAGGGGGGUGAAGCCACUGUAUGGGGUGUUGUUUGUAGAUUGAUGAGAAAAAAUGUAUAAUAUAGUCCAUUUGAUAAAAAGGCUGUAAUGUAACAAAAUGUGGAAAAAGUGGUGUCUGAAUACUUUCUGUAAUGUACUGUAAUUGUUAAUACUGUUCAGAAUAAUUUAAUGAUCUAGUUCAGUCAUGUAUUUUUAUAAUACUUUGUUUGUAUACCAUUUAUAACAAUAUACAUUGAGAUUGAGAUUUAUAACCCUAGUUCAUUAAGUUUCAUUUGAACUUGUAUCAUAGAAUGAACUCAUACUUCAUAAAUCUAUGAAUAUGUAUAUUUAGUGAAAUAUUUGUUAUUUCUCAUUGCAUCAUCAAUGUAUUUUGAUAUUUUUUUUAUCUUGAAUAUGGUAAGGUCUCACACGUGUCAGUAAAGUUUUAACAAUAUGCAUUUGUAUUUGACCCUAUAAUGUUGCAAAAUAUUAAAAUGCAAAUGAAUUUUUUUAUUUAUCUUUUUGAGUCAACCUUACACAUUAUGCUUCACACUCAGCGUUAAACGGGAAUUUCAGGAUUUUACAACUUCAUGUUAGAUGGUUCCUCAACUUGAAAGUAGUCUAUGUGUCAAGGCAAAAUGUAAUCCAUUGUUCGGUUCUCUCUAAACAGGAACUACAGACUUCAGCUAACUUUAGCCACAGCUAGCUAAUAUCUAUGGGAAUUAUAGGGGCCACUUUCAUGCAAUUUUCAUGGCCAAAUAAUCUCCAUAUUUGGUUUGAUGUUACUUAAAGAUGAUUGUUCCAUAAAUAAAACACUGCACAAUUGCCCUAUCACUUCCAUUGAUUGUUAGCUGUCGGUGGCUAAAGUUUGCAUGAAUUUGUAGUGGCUGUUUCCCAGACACAGAUUAAGCCUAGUCCUGGACGAAAUAGCUCUUUCAAUGGAAAAUCUUUUUAGUCGUGAUCUGUGUCUGGGAUAUAUGGCAUCACUAAGCAAUAUCUUGCUGUAAAGUAGGCCAACAAAUUAGUGCACACCAUAAAUCUUUAGAUUACAUACAGUACAUGGCUGAAAAUGGGUGGAAACGUUAAACAGGAAGUGAUGCAUGUCUUUCCCCUAACCAAUCAAGUCAUUCUUAUAUUUUAAACAGCCCACAAUUAUUUUCAUUUAGUCAGUCAGUCAUUCAUAGUAACAAAGAAAAACAGUUGUUAAAGCUACAGUCAGUCCAUAUUAAGAUGAUCACAAUCUACCUUCUUUGGGGACUUCUCUCUCAAGUGUGUAAGUGCAUGUCCUAAUCUCAAAUAGUAUUUUACUGAGCAGUAAAAUUGAAAAUCGGUAAAGAAUAACACUAUCUUAUUGGAAAAUCAUGUCUAAAGGUAAUGAAAUGUAUUCCGUUUGGACAGCAAUGUGACCGAUAUAGCAUCAGGCAAUUUGAAUUGCAGUAGUUUGAUGACAUCAUUAAAGAAAUACACUGCUAUUCAAAGGUUGAACAUUGUCCAUUUCCAUUUCAAAUUGAAAUCUGAUAACAUUCACAUUUUGGCAGACCUGAUUCAGACUGAAGAUGCUCCUCAACCAAUACCAGUGACUACACGUCUAUUUGGAGACACUGUAUCUUUGCCAUGUCCCAAAGCGGAAUCUCAACAAUUGCUGUACUGGUACAGACAAACUGUUGGCCAACUGCCCAAUCUUGUCGCUUCUGUAUCCUAUGGAUCAGAACCUGUACUUAAAGGAGAGUUUCAGAACCCACGUUUCAAAGUGGAGAAAUCUGAAUAUGUGUACAAUCUCAUUAUCAGAAAUAUCAGCACAUUAGAUGAGGCAACAUACUUUUGUGGAUUGGGGACAAUGUAUGGGAUGAACUAUGGAAAUGCAACAUUUUUGGCUGUGAAAGGUAAUUUAAUUUAAAUUGUGUGUUUCAAUGUUCACCAAGUGUUUUUGUGUAUUUUUUUUUAGUACACUGCCAUGUACUAAAUAUGUUCAGAAAAAAAUAACAGACAAUCUUGAUGCAGUAUGCAUAGAAAGUGGAUAUUCAUGGAAAGUGUCAUAAUCAUCAAAUGUAAAGACAACUCGUCAUUUUUGGAGACAGGUUUUUGAAAUGACAACGUUACGGUAUAGGUAGCAAAAGAGUGUAGAAACGGCAGCUAACUAACUUUGACUAUAAACAACUCUUCAGCUGGCUAGCUAAGCAUCUUGGCUGACUGUGGGGCAAAUAAAUUUGAAUAAUUACUGACAAAUAAAGAAAACAUUUAUAGUUUAUUAGCAACCGCACCACUCUUUUCUAGCAAACAAAACGCUGUUUCCAAAACUGCCAUGUGCCUAAAGGAAUGUAUACUAUUUAAAAUUCUAUGAUGUCUCAACUUUACAAGCUUAUGAAUAAUUAUUUUCUCAAUACAAUAUUACAAUAUAGGACACAAUCACCUUUCAUUGGUGCAGCAACCAGUUUCUGACCCAGUCUAUCCAGGAGACUCUGUGACUCUACAGUGUACAGUACUCUCUGGGACCUGUACAGGAGAACACAGUGUGUACUGGUUCAGAGCCGGAUCAGGAGAAUCCCAUCCAGGAGUCAUUUACACCCCUGGGAACAGGAGAGAUGAGUGUGAGAAGAGCCCUGAGACUCCCUCUCCUACAAAGAGCUGUGUCUACAACCUCUCCAAGAACAACCUCAGUCUCUCUGAUGCUGGGACUUACUACUGUGCUGUGGCCACAUGUGGGGAGAUCCUGUUUGGCAACGGAACAAACCUAAGUAUUGGUAGGUUAUGAAUAUUAUGAGUUAUAGUUUCGAAAUUAGAGGAUAAUGUUUAGAAAUAUUUAAGUGGUGAAUGUACACUGAAUGUACAACACGUUAAACACAUCUUCCUAAUAUUGAGUUGCACCGCCUUUUGCCCUCAGAACAGCCUCAAUUCAUCGGGGCAUAGACUCUACAAGGUCUCGAAAGUAUUCCACAGGGAUGCUAGCCGAUGUGGACUCCAAUGCUUUCCACAGUUGUGUCAAGUUGGCUGGAUGUCCUUUGGGUGGUGGAUAAUUCUUGAUACACACGUGAAACUGUUGAGCGUGAAAAACCCAGCAGCGUUGCAGAUCUUGACACACUCAAACCGGUGCGCCUACCCCAUUCAAAGGCAAUAAAAAAAUUUACCCUCUGAAUGACACACAUACAGUGGAUUUAACAAGUGACAUAAAUACGGGAUCAUAGCUUUCACCUGGAUUCACCUGGUCACUCUGUCAUGGAAAGAGCAGGUGUUCAUAAUGUUUUAUACAGUCAUUGUAUAGCACAGUGGUUGAGGUCUAUGUGCCUUUUGCUAUAACAGUAUUCUCAUCAUUGACCAGAAAUGAAUCUUCAGCUGUAAAUUCUUAGAUUUUGUAAACAAAAUACAACUUGCUGAUAGUUAUGAAUAACUAAUUUAAAGAAAUAUAAACUAAAUAUUUUAACAAAUCUCUCCUUCAAUCCAUGUCUUUUAUAUGACAAUGAUAACAAUGUUAUUUAAUGUGUAUAGCGCUUUUUAUUACAAAAAUAAUCUCAAAACGUUAAAAAGCAAAACAAAAUGACAAACACAACAAAUAUACAGUUUUUUACAAUCACUUUGGCACUGAUUUCAGAACCUUGACGUCAUUUUUCAAAACUCUAGACACAAAACUCAAAACGGUCAUCACUUGUAACACAGGCUGUCCAAUGUUCAAAACAUUGCAUUGUGCAUUCAUAUCUUUAAAGAAAUCUUGCACUUGCACAAUCAUUGGUUCAAAAAACAAAUUUAUUGUGAAAUACCAAUGAAACUUUAAUUUAGAUCACCCACACACAAGCAACCGAUAGUUUCACUGUGUCAUUGUUCGUACGAUCAUUAAAUAUUGUAGUACAAAAUAGGUGAUACAUGUUUCAUUAUGGUACUACAUGUAAAUACAUCCCUGUAAAAGUACUGCAGUAGUAGAGAGAAUACUACAGACACAGUGGAAUCAUUGAACAAAAUCUGAAAUAUAUUGAUGAAAAACAAUACAGUACUGUAAAACAUCAAAUGCAGUGUUCCUCAACUUGCUUGCUUGUACUGUAAAAAGUAAAACAUAGGAGAGAUUACUGUACUUCUACAUUUUCAUCAACUCUGUCUUGUGGUUUUGGCCACAGGUUCUCAUCUACAUCCCAAUGGAUGUUUUCAUUAGCCAAACAUCUUAGAAAAAACCUUUGGCCAUGGCGAAUCCAGGCCUGACACUGGUCUGCCGUGAUGUCAUUGCAUGCGUCAUCCAUGGCCUGGAGAAGAGUGACUUGUUCAUGAGGGCGCCUAUCAUAAACCUUCCAUCUCCAUGUGGAGAAAAAUUCCUCAAUCGGGUUAAGGAAAGGAGAGUAUGGGGGUAAAUACAGGGUGGUAAAUUGUGCAUGGGCCUGAAACCAUGCUUGCACCAUAUGAGCAUGGGGAUGUAGCUCAGUUGGUAGAGCAUAGCGUUUGCAACGCCAGGGUUGUGGGUUCGAUAAAAUAAUGUAUGCACUAACUGUAAGUCGCUCUGGAUAAGAGCGUCUGCUAAAUGACUAAAACGUAAAUGUAAAUGUAAAUGAACCUGACAUUAUCCCACACAAUGACAUAGGUCACGCCACCAGCUCUACAGGCUUGAUCGAGCACAUCAAGGAAGGUUACAAGGGGACCAUAGAAACGGUGUCUGAUAAAGAAUGAUGAUGAAAUAUUACAUCCAUAGAUAAUGUAGUCUAAUUGGUUCAUGCUCCACGCUAAUUGGUGACAAUGAAUCUCGUUACUUUGAAACUUUCAUGAUCUAAACAUGGAAUAUUGUUUCUCUGUUUCCAUACAACUAUGCAUUAAGAGCAAUGCAACAGUUACUUAUCAUUUUGAGCAGUUGUAUCAAUUGAUAGUUGGAUAAUUGUAAUGAAAUGAAUAGACACUCAUCUGAAAUGUAAUGUGUGAAUUGCCUUUUGAAAUAGUAAUACUGUGAUGUUAAGUUGUGUCAUAUUGAACAGGUGACUUUUGUUAAAUGAACAAAUUAUCUUAGUUGUAUGUGUAUUGUAUCUAAGCAAUUGAAAAAAGUGUUAGAGUUUUGAAAAAUGUGCAUUUUGAUCAUUGGUUGUCAGUUUUGUGUCUAGAGUUUUGAAAAAUGACGUCAAGGUUCUGAAAUUAGUGCCAAAGUGAUUGUAAAAAACAGUAAAUUGAGAUGAUGGAAAUUGAGAUUUAAUGUCCUUAGACAGAUUAGAAUGAUGGAGAUGGAGAUUGAAUGUCCUUAGACAGAUUAGGAUGAUGGAGAUGGAGAUUGAAUGUCCUUAGACAUAUUAGGAUGAUGGAGAUGGAGAUUGAAUGUCCUUAGGCAGAUUAGGAUGAUGGAGAUGGGGAUUGAAUGUCCUUAGACAGAUUAGGAUGAUGGAGAUGGAGAUGGCAUGUCCUUAGGCAGAUUAGGAUGAUGGAUAUGGAGAUUGAAUGUCCUUAGACAGAUUAGGAUGAUGGUAAUGGGGAUUGAAUGUCCGUAGACAGAUUAGCAUGAUGGAGAUGGAGAUUGAAUGUCCCUAGACAGAUUAGGAUGAUGGAGAUGGAGAUUGAAUGUCUUUAGACAGAUUAGGAUGAUGGAUAUGGAGAUUGAAUGUCUUUAGACAGAUUAGGAUGAUGGAUAUGGAGAUUGAUGUCCUUAGACAGAUUAGAAUGUGGAUAUGGAGAUUGAAUGUCCCUAGAUAGAUCAGAAUGAUGGAGAUGGAGAUUGAAUGUCCUUAGACCGAUUAGGGAAAGGGAGUUGAGGAAGUUUGGGUUGGAAAGGCAGGAUAUAGAUGAAGAGAGAGCCCCUCAUCAGAGCACCACACCUGCUUCUCCUGCAUUCACUUCCUCCAUAGAAGCCGCUCCUUUACGUAGGUACUGGUCCUCCAUUACCAAAAAGGUAGCAACCACCUGGGUGAUGCCACGGCUGUUGAAAAGCGCUUGAAAAGUCACUGCAAAUAAACACUUAUUAGGAACAGUCCCCGAUCCUCCUCUACCAUCUACAGAAGGGUGAUAUAUAUCUCUCUUACUAUUUUAUGUUAAUAUAAGGGUGGUAUAGAUCUCUCUUGCUAUUUUAUUUUAAUAUAAGGGUUGUAUCUAUCUCUUUCACUAUUUUAUUUUAUUAUAAGGGUCGUAUAUAUCUCUAUUACUAUUUUAUUUAAAUACAAAGGUGGUAUAUAUCUCUCUUACUGUUUUAAUUUAUUUUAAGGUUGUAUAUCUCUCUUGCUAUUUCAUUUUAAUAUUAGGGUGGUAUAUCUCUCUCUUACUAUUUUAUUUGAAUACAAGGGUGGUAUAUAUUGACUCUUAUUUUUUAUGUUUUCUUCCUUUUAGAAAGAUCUCUGGAUAAUGUAGUCAUUGGACUGGGAGUGACAUCAGUUUUCUGUGUGAUUGUGAUCAUUAUCCUCGUUAUCAGCAGAAAUACAAAGCCAAUUUGUGAACAUUAUAAAGGUGAGCUCUUUGGUAUUACAAACUGUAGACAAACACCUAAUACAUUGUAGUACACAAUAUUUGUCAUCAAGUAUAAUACCUCUGUCUUUUACCUAUCUUGACUUUUGUCAUGUUGAUGCUUUGUUUUUAUUCAUGUUAACAGUGAGUGUUGCACAGCAUGGACAUGACAACUUAACCACCGAACGUGAUCAGGUAAAUAAAUACAAUUGUUAUAAUAUUGGCCUGUUGGUAGAUGAUUUGUAAUAUGAUACUGAAUACUCCAAUUACCUGACUAUUAUUAUUAUGACUACAUUUAUUUAUUAAAAACCGUGAUGAUGACUCACAGGAUCAAGAUGGAGUUACGUUGAAUUAUGCUGCAUUGAAUUUCUCUGAGAGGAAGACUAAAAGAGGAAGAAAGAAGAGAGAGACACCACAGGAGAGUGUGUACUCUGAUGUC